Abrus precatorius (Indian licorice) is the source of this 606-nucleotide messenger RNA. RefSeq names its product beta-galactosidase 15. The annotation marks the transcript as partial. Gene Ontology annotation, molecular function: beta-galactosidase activity. The transcript has 5 exons. Gene Ontology annotation, biological process: carbohydrate metabolic process. Gene Ontology annotation, cellular component: cell wall; vacuole. The record is from RefSeq and is a predicted model, not a curated record. NCBI's taxonomy places the organism in Eukaryota, Viridiplantae, Streptophyta, Magnoliopsida, Fabales, Fabaceae.
AUGGCUCCUUUGAAUAGUUUCGUCUGCAUUUGCUUUCUUAGCUUUCUUCUCUGUGGCAUCAAUGCCGUUCAAGUCACUCAUGAUGGAAGAGCCAUCAAACUUGAUGGAAAAAGGAGGGUGCUAAUAUCUGGAUCAAUUCAUUAUCCUAGAAGCACACCUCAGAUGUGGCUCGAUUUGAUUAAGAAAGCAAAAGAUGGAGGAUUGGAUGCUGUUGAAACAUAUAUUUUUUGGAAUGCUCAUGAACCUGUUCGUCGUCAAUAUGAUUUCACUGGCAAUAACGAUUUUAUUAGAUUUCUCAAAACCAUUCAAGAGGAAGGACUUUAUGCUGUACCUCGCAUUGGCCCCUAUGUUUGUGCUGAAUGGAAUUAUGGAGGGAUCCCUGUAUGGGUUCAUAAUCUACCCGGUGUCGAGAUUCGGACGGCAAAUCAAGUGUUCAUGAAUGAAAUGCAAAAUUUUACGACUUUGAUUGUGGAUAUGGUAAAAAAAGAAAAAUUGUUUGCAUCUCAAGGCGGUCCCAUAAUUUUAUCUCAGAUCGAAAACGAAUACGGGAAUGUGAUGUCCGCUUAUGGGGAUGCUGGCAAAGUUUAUAUAGAUUGGUGUGCUAAC